Messenger RNA from Xenopus tropicalis (tropical clawed frog), 9540 nucleotides. RefSeq names its product phosphoinositide-3-kinase regulatory subunit 2 (gene pik3r2). The record is from RefSeq and is a predicted model, not a curated record. Gene Ontology annotation, biological process: signal transduction. Gene Ontology annotation, molecular function: GTPase activator activity. The coding region runs from base 958 to 3117 and encodes 719 amino acids. The transcript has 16 exons. NCBI's taxonomy places the organism in Eukaryota, Metazoa, Chordata, Amphibia, Anura, Pipidae.
ACAGAACACCCUUCUGUACAAGUCCGGUUUCUCAGAAAUACAACUUUAUUGUUCGGGCGGAAUUCAAUCACGCACUCAAACACAUAAUCAUACAAAACUACUGUACUAUGUGACGCCAGCAACCUGGGAAUUGGUCGCUAUGAGUACUCGGUAGUUGUCGCCAAAGCUCGGCUUAUUCCAUGACAUCAAGUUUUUAGUUCGGAAGCUGUUCGGUUUUCCACUUCGUAGUCGCGGUGCAGGGCGUUCGGUUAUUUCCGUCAGCUGUCGGGUCUCCUUUGACGCUAAGGCUUGGGUUUCGGCAAGCUUCGGCUCCUUUCGGAUCCCCCCUGACAGCGAGGCCUCGGCUGUUUCCGGCGCCGUUCUGCUUUUUGUCCUCGCUGCAUCAUGGCAGUUCCCGGGAGUUUCGGCGUGUAAAGACUGGAGCAGAGGAGAAGAGAGGUGGAGAAAUAGUUGUGGACACAUGGGAUGAAGAGGUAUCAAAGACAGACACAUACUGUAAAUUUCCGCACGCCGUACCCAGACCGUGGAGCCACCAUUGAGUAAAUCCACCUACAGCUUCUCCUCUUGUGUUUUUCCAUUUUGCCGCAUGAUCCCUGAAAAGUCGUGGAUUAUGUUUGUCUCACUCUUUCUGUGCUCCAUAAUCUGGCUGAAUCGUGGCUUCAAACUCAGAAUAACAGGCACUUAGAGCCGAGGGCUCCUCCUUUUACACUAUAUUUCCAUUUUUUGAUUUUUUUUCCCCCCCAAUAAACAUUUCAUUAAGGGGAUCCAAACCAUUCCUUUUGAACAAUAAUGUUAACAACUUUUGGUAAACUUUUCCCUUGUGUGUUUUACCUACAGUGAGCUAUAUACAAUUAUAAUUCUUGCAAAGUCCUUUUGUCUGCAAUGCCUUAAGACUUUUUUGAGCAUUAGAUUAAACAAACUUUAAUGCCCAUCAGGAGUUAGUAGGUGCAAGUACCAAUGACUACAGACGGGUUUCAGUACCGAGCACUCUAUCCUUAUGAAAAAGAGCGCGAGGAGGACAUCGACCUCUUGCCAGGAGAUGUCCUGACAGUCAGUAGAGCGGCAUUGCAAGCCCUUGGGUGCAAAGAUGGAGAGGAGCAAAACCCUGAUCGAAUUGGCUGGAUUUUGGGAGUCAAUGAAAGGACCAAACAAAAGGGAGAUUUUCCUGGAACUUAUGUGGAGUUUAUUGGGCCAGUUCGAAUGUCACUACCAGUUCAUCGCCCCCGUGGGCAACGUCCUUUGCCAGCCACUCCUACUCUACCCAGGACAGAGCAAUCCAAUUUACAAGGUACACCUCUGCCUGAACUGGUUGAUCAGUUUUCCCCUCCAGAUGUUGCGCCUCCAGUUCUUGCCAGAUUGCUUGAAGCUAUUGAAAAGAGAGGAGUGGACAGUGAAAUGCUGUACAGGACCUCUGGCUCGGAGUUCAGACACACACUACAAACUGAUCUGUCUUCAGUAGAACUGGAGGCUACCGAUGUACAUUCCUUGGCAGAGGCAGUGAUGGUCUUUCUACAAGAGUUACCAAGUCCUGUAAUACCAGUUCAGGUCCACCAAGAAAUUAUCCAGGCUCUUCUAGAGACCUCUGAUGAAGAACAGAAAAGAAUGCAAAUUUCCUUAAUUAUUCAACCACCAGUAGUCCCUUUGCAUCAUGUCCUCACAUUCCAGCACAUUCUCAGACAUAUUGUAAAUAUGUGCAGUGAGAGCAGUGGACUAACACACAAGAUGGCAGCAGAGAUAUUUGGACCACUUCUUCUCAGGCCUGUAAUAACAGGGGCUGAGGCUCUCCCUGACUUUCCUGUCCUUUUACUGGAGUUACUUUUGCAAGACAGAGGUUUACAGAAUGACCAACCCCCACCAGCCCUCCCUCCCAAACCAACAAAACCAAAACCUCCAAUGGUCACAGCCAGUGGUGGAGGAGGCACUUUGCAGGAGGCAGAGUGGUACUGGGGAGACAUUUCUAGAGAGGAAGUGAAUGACAAGCUACGGGAUACUCCUGAUGGGACAUUUCUGGUGCGAGACGCUUCAAGCAAAAUCCGUGGAGAGUACACGCUCACUCUCAGGAAGGGUGGAAACAACAGACUUAUCAAGAUAUUCCACCGUGAUGACAUGUAUGGUUUUUCUGAGCCUCUCACCUUCACUUCUGUAGUUGCUCUAAUCAAUCACUACCGGCAUGAGUCUCUAGCCCAGUAUAAUGCUAAGCUGGAUACGAGACUACUGUAUCCCAUGUCAAAGUAUCAGCAGGACCAGAUUGUCAAGGAGGACAGUGUUGAGGCGGUUGUGGAACAGCUGAAAGUAUAUAACAAACAGUUCAGAGAUAAGACAGUAGAGUUUGAUACACUAUAUGAAGAAUACACAAGAACAACACAGGAGCUGCAGAUGAAACGUACUGCAAUUGAAGCCUUUAAAGAGACCAUUAAAAUUUUUGAGGAGCAGUGUCUCACACAGGAACGGUGCAGCAAGGAUUACAUGGAGAAAUGUCGCAGGGAGGGUAAUAAUAAAGAGAUUGAGAGAAUCAUGAUGAAUUCUGAGAAACUGAAGUCAAGGGUGACAGAGAUACAUGACAGUAAAAUGAAAUUAGAGCAAGACUUGAAGAAACAGGCCUCUGAAAAUCGUGAGAUUGACAAGAAGAUGAACAGUCUGAAGCCUGACUUGAUGCAGCUACGCAAACUCAGAGAUCAGUACCUCUUGUGGUUGCUGGAAAAGGGUGCUCGCCAGAAAGAUGUUAGUGAGUGGCUGGACAUGAAGAAUGAGCCUGAAGAUCCCUACUCCAUGAUGGAUGAUGAAGACCUCCCACACCAUGAGGAACACACCUGGUACAUGGGGAAGAUGAAACGUGAACAAGCUGAAGAGAUGCUGGCUGGUAAGCCAGAUGGGACAUUCCUUAUCCGAGUAAGCCGUCAGAAAGGUUGCUAUGCCUGCUCAGUAGUGGUGGACAGUGACACUAAACACUGUAUGAUCUAUAAGGCCGCUACUGGAUAUGGCUUCGCUGAGCCCUAUAACCUUUACUCCUCUCUGAAGGAACUGGUUCUGCAUUACCAACACACGUCUUUGGUACAACACAAUGAUGCCCUAAAUGUCACGUUGUCCUACCCAGUAUUGGCUCCCCCACCUCGGUGAGCCUCUUAUUUUUAGUUUUCAAUCACCUUCACCCACUAGAGUAAGGGCUUUCAAGAAUGGAGGCCUUUGGUACUGCUGGAGGUAGGAUGCCCAAAAGGAUACCAACUGAUUCUGAUAAGCAGCUAGCCCUCUGUGAACCUCUGGCAUGUAGUUUGUUACUAGUGGAUGCCUAGCCACUUGUAAUCUGAGAUUGUCUACUUUGGUGUUCUUUGAUAAAAAUCAACCAAACAAAAGGUGUAACACGGUUGCCUUCAACGCCCUCUUUGUUAAUAAAUAACUAUGAAAUAGAGCAUGAUAGACUUAAAAAUGUCUCAACAACUUUAUUAGAGCUACACAAAGUUGGCUAACAGACUGCAUGAAAGGGAUCAGUAAUCACCCAUAAAGCCAGUCUCUGUCAUUUUCUUCAGCCAUGUGUCAAGCCUUUUUUGACCUUUAGAUCUUUGACUCAAAAAAACCCAUUAAUUCACAUAUAUUACAUCUACCGUGACUGGCAAAAGUGUACCCUGUGCUUCUUGUCCAUAGACAUUGUACUUUUUAGGCACGUGGGUGCCUGUCCUGUUAUAUACCUCACAUUUUGCACUGUGACCUUUCCACAACCUUGCACCUCCACGUGACCCUUAUUGGUUCGACAUUGCCCUCUUUAUUAAAUAAUCCCAGAGCUCUGUCUUUGACAUACCAUCUCUGUAGUUUGAAGAAUAUUCACCAUAUGGUUAGUGACCAUCUGACUCGUUACAUAUGCUUACAAAAUGGAUGUGGCAACUGCAGCAGUUUGAUAAGCAGCAUAGAUUUUCCUGCAGUUGAAUAAACAAGCGCAGCUGACUGCAUCUUUUGAAGGAACUGGGCACUGCUUGAAUUUCUGAUAUGCUUGAGAUGACAAGGGAGGGAUAAAACCAGACAAACUGAUUCCCUUCAUAGUCUGAAGACAUAUACCAUAGAAAGCACUCAUGUCUCCCUUAUGGUAUGAGACGUGUGGAACUUACUGUGAGAUGACGGCCAUUCCAUUCUGAAGAGAAUAAUUUCCUGAUGUUUCUGAGGAGGGAAAAGUGAAAUAUGAAGAUAGCACAGUUGGCCCAUUAUUACGCAUCCUGCUGACUGCUUACACAGAGUGCCUUCACAGGGCAGGAGAUGCGAAGUGGUUAAAUAAGGAGUUCUGCAGCAAAUGUGAAGAGGGAAGUGGAGAUUUCCAUCUAACUCCGUGUUGGGUACCUAUGUUAUUCUAGGAUGAUUCCUUCUACUGUUCUUACUUAAAGGGGAUGUUCAACUUUUACAAAGCCCUACCAAAGUGGUAGGAUUUUGCAAAAAAAAAAAAAAAAAUGUUUUUUUUCUAAAUAAAAACGGUUAGCAGAGAUUGAUUGUUUAAAUGUUAUUGUUAAAGUAGUCACAAGAUUAUCAGCUUUGGACAUCCCCUUUAAAACAGAAAGAUGAUUAAAGUUCAAAGUUUUAUUGCCUCUGCAAUUUAGUAAUCACACUUUAUGACUGUUUAUUAUGUAACCAAACUAGUGUUAGAUUUUGGUCUUUCUGUCCACCCAAAAUUUCUCCUUCAUUCCAAGCACAGACUGAUUUCCUCCUGCCAACUGGAUCUUUACCUCUGCAUUUUGUUUACAGAUAUGGGUUCUAAAUACACAUCUUUAAAGUGACAGAGCACAUUAAUCUAAUGACGGUGGUUUUUCCCAACAGAGGUCAAAGCAUUCUUUUUUUUAUAUAUAUAUAUUUGAUUAAAGAAAGUAAGAUUCAGUCUUCUAAUGAUUAAGGACCUGUUUUGGAAUCUAAUCUAAAUGUAGUUAUAAUCAUUUUAAUCUGUGGUUUAUAACUACGAUUAUAACAUGUGCUGGGCCCAUCAUGUAUAAUGUCAUUAGUUAAAGUGGAUAAACCAUUAACACUACUGUCAUCUAAAUUAAUUCCAGUCCCCCCACUAGAAUAUCAACUUUGUCUUCAAAACUAAUGGUGAAGUUGCUUGGCCUUGGAAAAUGAGGGGAAGGCAUUAUAUUAUUUUGGUAAAAUGAACAAAAGUGACCUUGGUGAAUAUUUGCACAGGCCCUUUCUAAACUGUAAAAAAUGUAAUCCAAAAGAAAGACUUGCUUUAUGCUGGUCUAAAAUCCCCUCCCAAACCACUGUGUUUGCACUACAAGAGUUAGGUUACCACAAUGCAUUAUUGCAUUUAUGAAUUUUACAUUCGUUAUGCUCUUUUUGGCAUAUUUCUACAUUUUCUGUACAUUUUUAAGAGGCAAGCUGUUUCCCUGGCAUUUUCAUGGAUGUUACCUGAGGAGCCCUAUUUUUUUUUCUUUAUGUAUUCUGUCACUAGGGUAUUACAUAUGGCUUUAUUAACAAAUGCUUAUAGUACAGGUAUGGGAUCCCUUAUCCGGAAACCCGAUAUCCAGAAAGCUCCGAAUUACAGAAAGCCUGUCUCCCAUAGACUCCAUUUUAAUCAAAUAAUUCAGAUUUUUAAAAAUGAUUUCCUUUUUCUCUGUAAAAAUAAAACAGUACCUUGUACUUGAUCCCAACUAAGAUAUAAUUAAUCCUUACUGGAUGUAAAAUAAUCCUAUUGGGUGAAAUUAAUGUUUUAUUGAUUUCUUAGUAGACUUAAGAUAUGAAGAUCCAAAUUACGGAAAGACCCCUUAUCCGGAAUACCCUUGGUCCCGAGCAUUCUGGAUAAUGGGUCCUAUACCUGUAUUGAGCAAAGAUACCACUGAUGGUGUGAUAUUUGUACCAAAUCCACUGAUUUGAACUCAGACUCUGACUGUCCAACUGGUUGAGUCUUGUUGAUAUAUGAAGGUGGCACAAUACCCACUGACACACAGCAACCCCUUAGUCUUCAGAGUGUUUAAGCUUGCUCAAAUUAGUGGAAUGGCAGCCUGUAUGGCCCAGACUGCUCCUUUCCCACCUAGAAGAGUUUUGGGUGGGGGAGGGGAACACGUAUUGUUUAGUGGUCAUAUCCAUACACAAUUUUUUUUUUUUUUUUUUUUUUAAUAUGGCUACCUGGAAUUUCACUUAUCAGCCAGAUACUAGAGCUAACUGUUCUGUGUGCAUGCAGGCUGACACAAGUAGCAAAUAGCUUUGGAUCUACUCAGAACAGAUUUUUCUCUAACAGUGUUUCUACAACCUCAUGUGCCAUUAGCCUUAAAUUAGACUUUAGUAUGCUGUAAUGGGAACUGCUCUUAGCACCUGUCAGUGGUCUUGUUUAUUGAAUUUGUAUAUUUUCUGAAUUACAAACAUUACUAUUUUGCUUAUCUCUAGCCUGUAACUCACGAAAAGUACUGGCAAAUAAAGGAGAAGGAAUGGCUACAUCGCUGGGGGGUGACAAAAUGUUAUGCAGCCCCCUGGUGACUUUAAUCGCAUGCCUGCUACCCUGGCUGGUGCCCGUUAGGUGAAAACUUCACCGGCUGAGGUGUAUGCGGGUCCUCUUCCUCCUUCAAUCUUUGCGCAUACACAGUAGAAUGAAAAGGCAACUUUAACAAAAAGAAGCUGACUUUUUUGCUCAACUACGCAUGCAUCGGCCCUGGGAUUCUGAAGAAAUUAGACAGGAAGGAAGGGGAACACAGUGAUUUAGCCUUUCUUUCUUCUUUAAGCCCCAGCAAGCAGACAGAAGUAAGAAUUCCAAGCCCCCAUCUACAGAACAAAAAAAAUUAAAUAUUGCAACAAAGACUAACUACAAUAUAUAUUAGAAUACUUCUGUCAACAUAAUACUAAGAGGCAAACGUAUGAAAAUGUGAGAGGGUUUACCACAAAAAAAACUUUCUAUUCAUUCCUGUGCGAUUUUUAAAAGCAUAUGGUGAACUCUAACUUUAAUUCAUUUAUAAAUGAAUCCCAUAAAAAUCCCAUGGAAAUGAAUAGAAAGCAGGUGAUUUUUUUCUGUGGUAAACUAUCAUCUAUAAUCUCACAUAUUCAUAAUCUGCCCCUAAAAGUUCAAUUUAAGGUAAACGACCACUACAUGUUUUUUUAAUGCUGUUUGCCGCUUAAAUUCUAAUAACAUUAAUGAAAUCCCUCUCUGACAGCUACAUAAAGUUAAAACAAUUCCUGAGGACCAUUUAUGUAUGCCUGCAGUGUUUGUUUUAUACCACCCAAGAUCUUCCUAUCAUCUUGGGCAACAAAUAAGCAUCUUUUUCUUUAUUAUGUCCCAUUAUUCUAGGCCUCCUCGAGUGCCUUGUUUUUACUGACUGCCAAAAUGGAAGCAUACUUCUGAUCAUAACCCCUAAGAUUCUGAACUGAAAACACAAGUGAGCACAGUGCUGACAAUUUAUUAGCUUGUUGUGGAAUCUGUGGUCAUGGUCACGGAUUAUAGCUAUUCACUGUUACCUUUUUUUGAGAUUAGUUGGUAAGAAAGGAGAGUGACAGAAAAUGGAAUCUUGGCUGGCCAUUGGGGCUUGCAGCUCAGCAUACAUGAAUGGUCAUUUUUACAGCAUCCAUCAGUCAUCAUAAGAGCAUUUUGCUGUUUGGACAUACGACUUUCAGUAUUUAGUUUCAUUUUGUGUUCACUCAAUCAGCUGAGUUCUCAUGGAGGUGCACUUGUCCCUUGGCGAAGAGUAGGACAGCCACAGGGCUAAAGUCUAGACUAAUGUGGCAGCUUGUCCUUGGGCUGCCAAGGUUAGUGUUUUCUUCUCUCUUUCAUUUUAAGGUGGCUUCUGGAGAGCACACAAGUUAGUUGACUAAUAGUUUAGGGUGCUUCUGUAGCUAAUUCAUAUUAUCUCCCUGGUGUAAUACUGAAUCCCUUUUUAGGUAAAGAUACAUGCUGCAUUUUUGUUGCAUGGAUUUUUUUUUUAAUAAAAAUAGUUCCAGAUUAGGAAAAUUAGCCAGCCAUAUUACUAGCAGCCAUUUUACUAUGUGCUGACCUGGAUUGAUUAUUCUUUUACUAGGAUAAUUCUUUCUAGUUACUUCUAGACACCACAUUUUUGCCUUUGUUUCACCUUCUAAAAUGAAUGUCCCUUCUGUAGAUUCUAUGCAUUCUGGUUGUUUCUGACAAGUGCUAGGGUAUUGUCUGGGUAAUCUGUCAGUGCAACCAUCACUUAGCCUGCCUCCUACCUACCUAUUCAUGAUGCCAUUGCAUUUCAUGUCUCUUUAAUAACUUGUUUUUUAUUUUAAAGUGUAUCUCACCUUUGUUUCUCCAAAGUACUUAUUAACAUAUCUUUAUGUAUAAGCUAUUUUAAUUCUUUUGCAUUUAAAAGUGUUUUUGCAGCAACUAUUUCUGGGUAUCUCCUGCAGCAUAAGGUAUAAUUGCACUAAAGCUAUUUCCAAGAGCAAGACACAAUAGGACAAUGUUUACAGUGUGUUACAUGUUUUAGAAAGGAGCUCUCUCUAAAUCCCUACAAGCCAGUCUCAUCCUUUGAGAGAGUCACUCACCACUUAGUGUGGUAUACCACUGUGUAGAAAAGUAAAGAGACAGAUGUAUUGUAUAUUAGACAUCAUGCUGCACUAGCACAGCCCUAAAAAGAAGAAGCAGUUUUGUUUUAUUCACCCAUAUCGUUUCAACAUGUGCGUAAAAAGGCAGAUGGGCUCAUUUACCAACAAUGGGCAAAUUUGGCUGUGGGUGGUAACCCAUAGCACCCAACCAGCGAGUGGUUUUUUUCAGCCAGCUGCAGGUAGAACAAUAAGUGCAACAAUUUGAUUGGUUGCCAUGGGUUACUGCCCAUGGGCAAAUUUGCCUAGUGUUGAUCAGUGACCACCACUCUGUCUUUUUAACCAUGCCUAUCAGUAAAAAUAUGACCAUGCUUCUUGCUCUCCUCUUCCCCCACACAAUAAGCUGUAGGGCACCCAGUUCUGAUGAUAAGCAUUUAGCAUGAAUCCUAAUGUAGAUGCGUAGUGUCUUUUUGUGCCACUAUUUUGGAAAACAUCUAUUCAUAAAUAAUUUAGCCCUAUGCUGCUGGAGACCGCCCCCAGUUAAUAUCUGCACUAGUACUACACUAAACUACAUUUAUAAAUUGUAUAUCUCAGCCUAUUCCUAAUUGUAUUUUAAUACUUACCUUUUGUCUUUUGAAUUUAAGCUAACUGUGAAAAGACUUAUCUUGCAGAGAAUUUGCCUUACUUUGUUAUAGGUCAGUCCAAAUCUUGAUUCUGCUGAGUUGCUAGUAGGACACGGGUUGGCUGAAAGACCCCAGAUGCUCUCUUUAACCUAGUUCUUUAUUCCCUAACGUCCUAUGAAAUAAGCUGGUUUCACUGUGUUACAUGCACACUUUAUUUUGCUAUUUUCUUUGCCACAGAAAGCUUUUACCUGAAAGAACUGUACUUGGCUCAAUGUUUUGUAACCUUCCUCUUCUUUACGCAUUAACGUCCUGUGUUGCUUAUUUUUGCAUUAGAAUUGCUUUGAAUGUUUUAUGCUCAUUCUGUUUAAAAAGAAAAACAGUUUACUAAUGUAAACCCAGUAUUUGUUUCCAAAACUGGUACUCUAAAUCUACAUUUUUUGUAUGGUACUUAAACAAAUUAAAAGUAUUU